AUUGCCAUGCCAGCCCCAAAGGCACAAAUCGACUAUAAUUUAGGGAUCCGCCUCUACCACUCCCUUUCAUCAACGUGACGCCAUAAGCCUUCAUUUCGCAUUCUCUGGAAUACAUAGUUCGAUCUUUUACCAGGAAAUCUUCCGCCUCACUUCUUUUCUCUCCUUAUUGGGUAUGCUAACAGCUAAAAGAUAAGAAAGUUCCUAGCUUUGUGAUUGGUUUUAGAUAGGAGGUACAACAAUGGCGGGAAUAGCUAUAGUCCUCGACUUAUUGCGGAAAAAACCAAGUUUAUACACGGGACAAAGCCUCCACUCUUAUGGGUUGUUGUCGGCCACCGCCGCGGCCUCUGCAGCUGCCGCCGCCGUUUCCGCUGGAACACCCUUUGCCUCUAGGGCGUUGUUCGGGAUAUCAGUCGCUCACUGUGAUGCUGGAGCAUCAUUUUCUGAAGGUUACAUUUCCAGUAUACGAAGUGCAACUGCAAAUUUUUUUCAGCACGAUUCUUUGAACUACAGAGCGAAAGAAUACAAAAUUGUGUUAAAACCUUUAUUCUCAGCUUUUGAAUUAAGGGCAUUUGCUAUGACUUCCUUAAGGUCAUUUUUGAUGUUCUAUUUGCCUCUUUUGGAGCCUCAUUCAACAACGGAGGAUGAUGAUGAUGAGUUUCUUCAGGACACUCGAGAGGAGAGCCAUGUGGAUUUGGUUAUUCCUUUCAAAAAAUCAAUGAAGCAAAUCAUCCGUGAGACAACUGUUGUAACCACUCGGCGAGUGCUUGAACGAAUUGUUGUCCAUUAUGUUUCACAGAGGAUGGCAUGGAAACUCCUGAAAGAUGUUCCAAAAUCUGCUGUGCGCAAGUCUGCAAGACGGAUGCCUACAUUGGUUUACUUUUUCAGUGUUAGCAGAACAACUUUCAGAGGACACUUUCUAGGGGUUGCAGCAUCAUGGCUUGUCCAAGUUGGCAUUGAAAUCUACAGAUACUUUGGUUCUACAAUUGAAGAGGAGAAUGAUGAUCUUGAUAAAGCAGAAAGAGUUAAAGUUCUGGGGAAAAAGGUUGCUGGCGCUACUGUGAGGUGUAGUGCAGCACUGGUUUUUGCUUCCAUUGGGGCAGGGAUUGGUGCCACCCUCUUACGUCCUUCAGCUGGCCAGUGGAUUGGCUGUGCUGUUGGGGAUUUGGCUGGCCCCAUUAUCGCAUCAGUUUGCCUCGAGAAAGUUCUCCACGUAGAGCUUUAAGCACUGGGGUUAAAUUAUUUGACAUAUUCUUUGCGUCUGCUUAAACUUGACUGGAGUGCCUAACUGCUUUAUACAACAAUGCCGAGUGAGGUCUUUGAUGAUAAUGCUACAUGCUGCUUUGGAGUUGCUAAAAGCACAAGCCACUAUGGCAUUUCAUCAGAAAUUUUCCUCUGUAUCUGUAAGGCCAUUCUCAUCAUCCCCUUCGUUUUUUUUGGAUGAAUUUUCCAAGUAAAUACAUUUCUGCUGGUGACUUACAA
Carya illinoinensis is the source of this 1479-nucleotide messenger RNA. RefSeq lists its product as uncharacterized. NCBI's taxonomy places the organism in Eukaryota, Viridiplantae, Streptophyta, Magnoliopsida, Fagales, Juglandaceae. The transcript has 6 exons. Bases 239 to 1222 code for a protein of 327 amino acids. The record is from RefSeq and is a predicted model, not a curated record.